This is a messenger RNA of Megachile rotundata (alfalfa leafcutting bee), 2069 nucleotides long. RefSeq lists its product as uncharacterized. Lineage: Eukaryota; Metazoa; Arthropoda; Insecta; Hymenoptera; Megachilidae. The record is from RefSeq and is a predicted model, not a curated record.
UAAAUUUGGAGCAUGAAACUUUCAUAUUUAGAUCGUUUCCUCAAAUCAGCCACUUUGUAUUCCCGCAAAAAGCUGCUGGUAUUCACCGUGCCAAGACAGUAGGCGCCAAAAGAAAAAAGAUUAUGGAUAAAAGGGAGAAUCGUUAUCGACUGCGCCCCCAUAUGGCGAUGAAAGUUUGCCGGAAAGCGAUUCUUGAUUCGAGAGGGUGUGAAUUAUGAAUCUGCACGUUCCGCGAGACAAGAUAAAGUACAAUGUAACGAAAAGCUAUUUCUUCGGGAUAAAAAGAAAUUCCCAGCAGGGACCGUCGCGUGUCUUUCCACGGCGCAGAUAAUACAAUAUAACGAUAAGAGAAGAAAAAUACGAAGCCAGGUAGAAGUGUACUCACGUACAGUUGCGAAAUUCAAUUUCGAAAGACUGACCCAAAAAAAAAACACAAUGGAUCUGCGAAUUUAGCUGUCGUCCGAAGUUACGACAGUUGACCCGACAAAAAACGGUGCGUGCUGCAGGAAAUUUGUGGUCUCAGCAACUUUUCCUUGAUUAAUUCACGCGUUUUCUGAACGCGGGUCGCAGUUUUGAUUGUACCUCCGGACGAUUGACAACGAGAUAACAAUGGCGAAAUGGAUACUGGUGUUAUCGGUGGCUGUGUUAACGAGAAACGGGAUGGCCGAUAUCUUGGUACAGCCUGGAUAUCAACCCCAGCAGCAUCAUUCAAUAAUAACCCAACCUCCUGAAACUAUGCAAUAUGUGAACAAAGAUCAUCCACAACAACCGAAAUCCGCGGAUUACCAUUUGGAGUUUCAUCCAGUUUACACGGAUUCCUAUCACGUCCCUGCUGAUGCUCUGCAUCCCCUAUUACAACACUAUCAGCUGAUACCACAGAAUUAUAAUCAACUAAACCCUGGGCAAGUGAGUGAUUUCGGAAUUGUGGGGAUGCCUGCUCCAGCUUCUGCCGAUUAUGUUCCUUUGCCAGUACAUAGCCGGAACAGGCGGUCUGUCGAACCCAGUGCUGCUGGGCAGAGGCAGAAGCGGGAUAAACUCGAUGCUGUGGCCACGAAGUCGUCCCUAGACGAAAAUAUUUCCCCAGUCAUUGAUUUGCAGAGUCUAGAUGGCGAAUCCACCAAAGGUCUCGAUGAGAAGAACGUGAAGGUACGCCAAAGCGACAAUCAACCCAUGACCGAUUCCCUAUUAGGUCUGAAUCCUUCGAACAUGUACCCAAUGUACCAAGAAUAUCGCGUGAUGGAGCCAGCCCUCGAUUCCAACCAGGAAAUUACGAGCAAACAGACGCCGUCCGAAACGAAUGCAGAGGAAACCGUGUUGACACAGCCAGCGUCGCAGUAUCCGGAAGUGUCUUCCACGCCGAUUCAACCCCCUCAAAUAAAACUGGAAAAUCUACAACACGCUAUGCUACUGCAACAACCCGCACCUCAACAACAUCAGACGGAAGUUUUGCAAGGCAUGGAGCAAAGGAACUUCCCCGAUCCCAGACCGAGUUCCGCUGUUUCUCAAUCGAAGGAAGGUGAUGUGAACCAUAACCAGCAUCGCCAGGCGAGGACUCACGGAACAAAGGUAAUCGGUCUGAGCAAAACCAACAAACUGAUGAUCGGAAACUACGGAGGGCUACAUCAUACAAAACUGGUAAAGGGUCACCACAGUCAUGCAGUGAUCGGUACGUUCAAACAAGCAUCGGACACAAGUGACCCUUCCGGUGAUUUCAACGCUCAGGACGACGCAAUAUCGAAUAAUUUAGUAGGAAACAGUGGUCAACAAGUGGUGCAAGUUUAUCAGCUUCCCAACGGCCAGGCAGUAUCUUAUUUACCCAGCACUCAGUACACGAUGCUACCGCAAACUUACAGUAGUAAUUACGUCGUCAAUUACGGCUCUAGUUACCCGUGUUCCUCUUCAUCCUAUCGAAUUUGCGUGCACACCAGCGGAGACGAACCGAUUCGAAUGUAUCAAUUACCGUAAAUCUGGACUCGGCAAAUCAGACUGUUAUUUAUUAUGUUUUAUAUAUAAUAUUUCUAUACAAUGUUUCACGCUUGCAUGCGGUUAUUAUAGAAGUCAAUUACUGU